Molecule: messenger RNA, 974 nt
Organism: Eremomyces bilateralis CBS 781.70
Lineage: Eukaryota; Fungi; Ascomycota; Dothideomycetes; Eremomycetales; Eremomycetaceae
Product: Rhamnogalacturonan acetylesterase
Exons: 3
Coding region: 1-768 (255 amino acids)
Molecular function (GO): hydrolase activity, acting on ester bonds
Source: RefSeq, a predicted model, not a curated record
AUGCGCUCCUUGACCUUUGUCGUCGCCGUGAUUUGGCUGUUGCAGCAUGCGGCUGCAGUCACUAUCUACCUUGCGGGGGACUCGACGAUGGCGAAAGAUUCAAAUCCCCCAAAGAAACAAGGAUGGGGCGAAUAUCUGAAGAACUACGUCUCAGUCCCCGUCGUCAACAAAGCGAUUGGCGGUCGCUCCGCACGCAGUUACACAGUUGAAGGACGGUUCGACGAGAUUGCCAAGGUUGUAAAGCCUGGUGAUAUUGUCGUAAUAGAAUUCGGUCACAAUGAUGGAGGGAGCCUGAAGAACGAUAAUGGCCGGUCCGGUUGUCCUGGAGAAGGCAACGAAGUCUGCCAGAGCACGUUUAAUGGGAAGAAAGUAACCGUGCGGACGUUCCCAUAUUAUAUCUCUACGGCAGGCAAGAAGUUCACAUCGCUGGGAGCUACGGUGAUUAUAUCCUCCCAAACACCGAACAACCCCUGGGAGACCAACAAGUUCUCGGCCGGUCCGCCCCGUUUUGUCGAAUUGGCGAAGAAGGCCGCCGCGCAAGUCCCGGGAGCCGAGUAUAUCGAUCAUUUUGCGUAUGCAGCGCAAUCGUACAAGGCCGCGGGCGCCUCUGCUACGAAGGCAAUGUUCCCGGUGGAUCACACACAUACCAAUGCCAAGGGUGCGGAAUUUGUGGCAAAGACGUUUGUGAAAGCGGUGCUUUGUGGAGAAGGAAAGCUGAAACCACUUGUGAGCAUCAAGUCGGUGGAUGUGGCAGGGCAAUGCAUAUAGACAAGUGUGUAUUGAACUGUGGUGUUGAUUAAUCAACUAAACUAUCGUUCCUAUGGAGAAGAUUAGGAACAAACUGCAAUCAAGACCAGUUGCUUUCGAAGUUGAUCCGCAUCUAUCCAGUUCCAAUACAUGGAGCAGUAGGGCCAGUAGUACUUGCCGCGGUCGUCUUCGCAUUUCGAUGUAGAGUGAAUGGAUGGGAGUGGCGU